AGUCAGCCGAGGACAGAAACCCUAGAAAUCGCCCGAGUCGAGUUAAUUUUGCUCCCAACCCAGCUCUAUCUCGCUCCGUGACUCGUCCCUUCCCCCUCCGCGAAAACGCUUCCCUUCGCCACCUGCAAUGUGUUCCAACUUCGCUUCAGUUUUACCUCUCUUUUCUUCAGUCUGAAAAAUCGAACGAAACCGGAAAAUCUCCCCCUCCGAUUACGAAAUCUCCCUCCUCUCUCGAAACUUCCGACUCGCCAGCACCAGAACGUUCUUAGCCUCAUUAGAUUGAGGCUGCGGAGAUUUUAUGGUCUGUGGAACUGAUAAAGCUUGAAGCUUUCUUGGAGUUUGCAUAUGGUUUAACAAUGGCUCCACUGGGAUCAAUCGGAGUAGUAGACCCUGGGUGGGAGCACGGUGUUGCACAAGACGAGCGCAAGAAAAAGGUUAAAUGCAACUACUGUGGGAAGAUAGUUAGCGGAGGAAUAUACAGACUGAAGCAGCACUUGGCUCGAGUAUCCGGAGAAGUAACCUAUUGCGAGAAGUCUCCGGAGGAAGUAUGCCUGAGGAUGAAAGAGAAUCUGCAACGGGGACGUUCCACCAGGAAGCUGAGGCAGACUAAGGAUAGCAACGGGCAGUCUUGUUUCGGUUUCCAUCAGUCUAACAACGAUGACGAGGCGGAGGAGGAGGAAGAGCGGCGGUGCUGGCCUAGAAGAGGCAAAGGAAAGCAAUCCGUUGGGGACGCGAGUCUUCUCCGAUCUUCAGGGUACGUUGAUCCUGGGUGGGAACAUGGUGUUGCUCAGGACGAGAGGAAGAAGAAGGUGAAAUGUAAUUACUGUAGCAAGAUUGUGAGUGGCGGUAUCAACCGGUUUAAACAGCACCUCGCGAGGAUACCCGGAGAGGUGGCGCCGUGUAAAACCGCUCCCGAGGAGGUUUAUGUGAAGAUUAAAGAGAACAUGAAGUGGCACCGAGCUGGGAAAAGGCAGAGCAGGCCUGAUGAUGACGACACGGGGGGUUUAACGUUGUAUCAGGAUCCCGAGCAAGUAGAAGAUGGAGAGGAUCAUGACUUCUUUCCAGGUAGCCAAGAUAGGUUGAUGCUGGGAAACGGAAGGUUUAGUAAAGACGAAAGGAGAAGCUUUGAUUCAGUGAACGCUAGAUCUGUCUCUGAAGCAAGACCAAAACGAGGGAGGGUGAUCCCGUUUCAGACACCGUCUUCUAGCAAACAGAGGAAGCUAUACACCAGUUGUUCAAACAGAGUUGUAUCAAGAAAAGAAGUCACUUCCUCCAUUUCCAAAUUCUUCCACGACGUAGGAGUUCCCACGGAAGCAGCAAAUUCUCUCUACUUUCAAAAGAUGGUUGAGCUGAUUGGUAUGUACGGAGAGGGAUUUGUUGUGCCGUCGAGCCAGGUGUUUUCUGGUAGGCUCUUACAGGACGAGAUAUCGACUAUCAAAGGCUACUUGAGGGAGUACAGAGCUUCUUGGAUGGUGACUGGUUGUUCUAUACUGGCAGACACUUGGAUCAACACAGAGGGGAAGACGAUGAUCAGUUUCUUGGUCUCUUGCCCACGCGGUGUCUACUUCCACUCGUCCAUUGAUGCGACUGAUGUAACAGAAGAUGCUUUAAGACUUUUCAGGUACCUAGACAAACUAGUUGACGACAUUGGUGAGGAAUAUGUAGUGCAGGUUGUUACACAGAACACGGGUAUCUGUAGAAGUGCCGGAAAGUUACUGGAAGAGAAAAGAAAGAAUCUUUACUGGUCUCCCUGCGCGAUGCAUUCCACAGAGCUGGUUCUUGAAGACAUCUCGAAGCUUGACCUCGUCUCUGAGUGCUUGGAGAAGAGCCAAAGAAUCACCAGAUUCAUCUACAACCAAACUUGGCUGCUCAAUCUCAUGAAGAACGAGUUCACACAGGGGAUGGAUCUUCUUAGACCGGAAGUCACUCGCCACGCUUCCAGUUUCACCACUCUCCAGAGUCUUAUGGACCACAAGGCCAAUCUCAGAGGUCUGUUUCAAUCCAACGGAUGGAUGUUGUCACAGACUGCCGCCAAGUCUGAAGAAGGAAGAGAAGUGGAGAAGAUGGUGUCUGGUGCUGCGUUUUGGAAGAAGGCUCAGUUCGUUCUGAAAUCGGUUGAUCCGGUGAUGCAGGUGAUUCGCAUGAUCGAUGAUGGCGGCGAGAGACUGUCUCUGCCGUAUGCUUACGGUUACAUGUGCCGUGCGAAAAUGGCGAUAAAGUCUAUUCAUAACGAUGAUGCAAGGAAAUACGGACCGUUCUGGCGUGUGAUAGAUUACCAUUGGAACCCAUUGUUUCACCAUCCUCUCUACGUAGCUGCAUAUUUCUUCAACCCGGAUUACAGAUAUCGUCCUGAUUUUAUGGCGCAUUCUGAGGUUGUGCGUGGAGUUAACGAAUGCAUUGUUCGGCUUGAGCCUGAUAAUACGAGAAGAAUCACAGCAUUGAUGCAGAUUCCUGAUUAUACUUCUGCGAAAGCUGAUUUCGGAACGGAUAUAGCCAUUGGGACAAGAACAGAGCUUGAUCCAUCCGCAUGGUGGCAACAGCAUGGGAUAAGCUGUUUGGAGCUCCAGCGAGUAGCGGUUCGGAUACUGAGCCACACUUGCUCCUCUGUUGGGUGCGAGCCUAAGUGGAGCGUGUACGACCAAGUCAACGCUCAAUGCCAGAGCCGGUUCGGGAAAAAGUCAACGAGAGAUCUAGCUUUCGUUCAUUACAACUUACGGCUCAGAGAGAAACAGCUGAAACGGCGGCUACAUGAUGAUGGAACACCACCUUCUCUUAACUACGCCUUGGUCGAUCGGUUGCUGCCGGACUGGCUCGUGACCUCCGAGAAGGAGGGUAAUUCCGGUUUAUUUUUCGUCGGGAAUCUCAAUUUCUCCGGCGACAUGGCUUCCAAUCUUCCGAUGAGUCCUCAAUUGGAGCAGAUCCAUGGCGAAAUCCGUGACCAUUUCCGAGCCCUCGCGAAUGGUUUCCAGAGGUUGGAUAAGAUCAAGGAUUCGAAUAGACAAAGCAAGCAACUGGAGGAACUUACAGAGAAGAUGAGAGAGUGUAAAAGAUUGGUGAAGGAGUUCGACCGUGAACUCAAGGAUGAGGAAGCUAGAAAUUCUCCUGAAGUAAACAAGCAGUUGAACGAUGAGAAACAAUCUAUGAUCAAGGAACUCAAUUCUUACGUUGCACUAAGAAAAACGUAUAUGAGUACCCUAGGAAACAAGAAAGUUGAACUAUUUGACAUGGGAGCUGGAGUCAGUGGGGAACCUACAGCUGAAGAAAAUGUUCAAGUGGCUUCAGCUAUGUCAAACCAGGAGCUCGUUGACGCUGGAAAGAAACGAAUGGAUGAGACUGAUCAGGCAAUAGAGCGCUCAAAACAGGUUGUAGAACAAACCUUAGAAGUUGGGACUCAAACUGCAGCUAACUUGAAGGGACAGACGGAUCAAAUGGGGCGCGUCGUUAACCACUUGGACACGAUUCAGUUCUCAAUCAAGAAGGCCUCUCAGCUUGUGAAAGAGAUCGGGAGACAGGUGGCUACUGAUAAAUGCAUAAUGGCGUUCCUAUUUCUCAUUGUAUGCGGUGUUAUAGCCAUUAUCGUAGUGAAGAUCGUACACCCGAAUAACAAAGACAUUAGGGACAUCCCAGGAUUAGCUCCUCCAGCGCAAUCGAGGAAGCUAUUGUACUUGAGGAAUCAAGAGUACACGGGAAAUUAG
Molecule: messenger RNA, 3695 nt
Organism: Thlaspi arvense
Lineage: Eukaryota; Viridiplantae; Streptophyta; Magnoliopsida; Brassicales; Brassicaceae
Source: the annotation of a GenBank genome assembly